GCUCCCGCCAUCUUUACGCCCGGGGUCGCCGGCGCAUGCGCGUAGCGGCCUCGGCGGAACGGUGUGCGGAGCUAGUCCGUGUCGUCCGCGUGCUGGGUACAGUCGUGUGCAGAGAUGCUGUGCCGGCUGAGCGUUAGGUGGCUGCAGCCGCGGCCUGCACUGCAGCUCCGGGGCUUGGGCCCACCGGUCGCAUCGGCCCCCACCGGCGGCGCCAAGCCCUCCGCUCUGCCAUUGUGGGCGGUGGCAUCAGUCUCUGCAGUUGGCCCGAGUGGCGCGGGUGGCUGGUACGAAUCCCUGGCUACGUCGGCGCCGGUGCAGGGCGCCGAGGACGUGCUGCUCUUUGCGCACACCGCCUCGGGCCUGCCCUGGUGGGGCAGCAUUCUCCUCACCACCGUGGCCCUGCGCGGCGCUGUCACGCUUCCCCUGGCCGCCUACCAGCACUACAUCCUGGCCAAGGUGGAAAAUUUGCAGCCAGAAAUAAAAAACAUUGCAAGGCAUCUUAACCAAGAAGUUGCAGUUCGUGCAAAUCAGUUGGGGUGGUCCAAAAGAGCUGCCAGGCUCACUUAUCUAAAGACUGUGCGGAGGCUUGUUUCAGAGCUGUAUGUUCGGGAUAACUGCCACCCUUUCAAAGCCACUGUGUUGGUCUGGAUUCAGCUUCCAAUGUGGAUAUUCAUGUCUGUUGCUCUCCGGAAUUUUAGCACAGGGGCAACACAUUCAGAAGCAGGUUUUUCUGUUCAGGAGCAGUUAGCUACCGGUGGGGUCCUAUGGUUUCCUGACCUCACUGCCCUGGAUUCCACUUGGAUUCUGCCCGUCUCCAUUGGUGUCAUCAAUUUAUUAAUAGUGGAGAUUUUUGCUCUGCAAAAAAUUGGAAUGUCUCGUUUCCAGACAUACAUUACGUACUUUGUUCGUGCAGUAUCAGUGUUGAUGAUUCCAAUUGCAGCGACAGUACCUUCAUCACUUGUUCUCUACUGGUUAUGCUCCAGCUUCAUGGGCCUUGCACAGAACUUGCUGCUGCGUUCUCCUAGAUUUCGCCAACUUUGUCGAAUACCGUUGACCAAGUCAGAUUCAGACACUCCUUAUAAAGACCUCUUUGCUGCCUUUUACGCCAAGUUCAUUACGCCAAGAAAAUGACAUACUUUCUAGUAAUUUUGAAACAAUUACAAGUUUCACUGUUAAUGUAUUUAGAAGAUUUAGAAAUUCAGAUAUGGUUUAAUUUGCUUUUUAAAAUCAUCAGCUCUGUGAAGUACUGUGGAUUAAGAUAUAAUCCAGAUAUAUUUGACAGUACUUAAAAUCUUUUAAGUGCUAAAAAUGUAGUAUGUUCAAUUAUAUAAAAGUGGGAUCAAAGUGUCGGGCCCUGUUUGUAAAAUUACAACUUGCGAAAGGUGCUAGAACUUUGGAGAACAGGACUAGAAAAGUUUUAUAAAAUAAAAGAAUCCAAUGAAGUGAUUCUUAAAAUUUUGGGGGUGUGGAGGAUCAUAGACCCGUUUGAUCAUUUAAUAAAGCCAUGGUUUUCUCUUCAGAAAAGCCCUGAAACUCACAACAUGGAGGCCUUUAUUGACCCCCCUUCUGAUAAUUCCUGGUUAAUAAGUAUUAUUCUAAUGGAACAUACAUUGAUGAUGAGUUAAUGUGUGAUUUUAAAAUGAAAAGGACUUGAGAUACAUGCAGUGGAGUAGUCUACGCACGGAAGAAAGUACCUAAUAGGGUAGGUAGUGUUGCUUCUCAGCCUUGCUCUGAAAGGAUAUAAAGGGUGUACAUUUCCUUUCUCUAUAAUUUAAGAAGUCCGGAAUACAGAGCAUAGAACUAAGUACUGCUAGAGCCCAAAGUAGAAAAUCUUAAGCUAAUCAUAUAGAAUAUGAAGGAACCCAAUAUCUCUGUUAAUCCUUUAAGAAAGUGAAAAACUGGUACUAGGGUCAAGGUUAUGCUAAUUGGGAGACUCCUUUAGACCUGGACACCUUGGUAUGAUAAUACAUAACAUUAAAUUGGUCUGAGGAUCUUAUAUAUUACAAAAUUCAUAAUUUCAUAGCUUGGAAAAAAGGAUCAAAGUAAAUUUUAAAAGCUCAAAAGAUCAGGAUAGUAUUAGCAAGUUUUAAAAAUAAUGACUGAAUACAUGAAGAUACAUUAGUUACACUAUUACUAGAAAUUAAAUAGUAGGUGAAGAAUCAUCUUAUUCAGCCAGAGAGCAUGCAUAUGAACGUUGUGUAUUCAGUCAUUAGAGAACGUAGGUAGAUCACAUAAUUGUGAAAUAAGCUUGUGCAGAAUUCUGGAGACAGAGUUGUUUGAGUCUUUCCUGUCAUCUCAAAGUACAGUAGACCCUUCUGUCUCCUAGCCCCAAAGCCACAACCAUUAAGAGCUUCAAACUGUUAGCAGCUAGAAUCCCAACAAACAGCUGAACCAGACUUCAUUAGAUAAGGACUAACAUAGCCACAGAGAGGGAAUGAUUCUGUGACUCUUGAACAUAUUGACUGUAGUCAUUUGUGGAAUACAGUUUCAAAGUACAAAGGACUAUUAGAAAACUUUGAACUUUAUUUGGUAAUUGUAUUGCUCUUGUUAAUAUUGCAUUGCUGUUUUGGAACUCUUAUUGUCAGGUAAAAUAUCUAAUGAUGUUUACUGGUAUAUUUGUUUUCUGUGGAUGCUGUUAACAAAAUCUUUAUGCUGCUUAUGCACCAAGAGGAAGAUGCUAUUGAAUGUAUUUGAUAUUAUAAGAUAUAUGUCUUUCAAAUUUUUCUUUUAAGGGAUAGAUUUAGGGAUUGCCCCUGAGGUCCUACAAAAGAAGGUCCUCCCCACAGUUCUCCACCCGUAUACUCAGAAAGCCUAGGCUUCAUAUCUGUUUCACCUAAGACCUUCCACAAUCUCAGUUAAGAACUGAUGAAAUAAAAUUCAUGUUUGAUGGCAAGACGAGAAAAGUGUAAACAUAAAUUUUUUCUUUGUCCCUUUGGGCCUCCUGCCUCCCCUUUAGCAGGUAUUGUGCCUCUGCAUUAACCAGAGCUCUUUAGGAGAUAACAUUCCUUAAUCUCAUUAAGGGGCACUGACUCUUAGGAGAUAACCUUCCUUCUUGUAAGGGACCAUGAUGACUCAUGACCCACUCUUUGCUUUGUACCUGUAGGUCUGGAUCGUGUAAACUGUUAAUAAUACAUCAUUUGACAUAAACUAAACCCUUUGUCUCAAAAACGUACAUAACUGUGCUUUGACCGCUAAUUGGCAGAACAGUCCCCGGAGCUUUCUGAAAGUCUAUCUCUCAGAUUAUAACCCUCAAAUUGGCUUGAAAAUUUUCCAUAUUUUUCUUAAACGGUUGAUGAAUUUUUCUGUUGACAGGACUGUACAUAAAAGCACUUUGAUCCUGGUUGAUUCCUGUCCAUAGCAACCACAAGGCCUGGCAAUUACCACAAAAAAAGAAAAACAUUACCAGCUGAGGAAUGGCAGCAAAAGAGGUUAAACCAAGAAAGCACUUUUACACAGAAGCCUUGCCUAGUUCUUAGAGCAGUAACUUUUGCUUUGCUGUAACUUGAACAUGAGAGAGAUCCGACACAACUGUCCCAAAGGAAUACGUAACAAGAGAACCCUGUUCCCUUGUAUUCUCGCUGACUACCUUCUUGACUGCCCAGUUCUUAUGUAAGUUUUGCAAGAUAGUCUUACCUUUAAUUGCCUAGGCCUAUACUGCUGAUUUUCUUCUGUAAAAUGAGGACUUCUGGGUGUUUGAGAACAAAAACCUUGAUGGAAAGACCUUAAAAUCAAAAUAAAUGCUUUAAGAAAGCAGCCCGGCUUCCCUGGUGGCGCAGUGGUUAAGAAUCCGCCUGCCAGUGCAGGGGACACGGGUUCGAGCCCUGGUCCAGGAAGAUCCCACAUGCUGUGGAGCAACUAAGCCUGUGUGCCGUAACUACUGAGCCUGCGCUCUAGAGCCCGUGAGCCACAACUACUGAGCCUGUGUGCUGCAACUACUGAAGCCCGCAUGUCUGGAGCCCGUGCUCCACAACGAGAGAAGCCACUGCAAUGAGAAGCCUGUGCACCACCACGAACAGUAGCCCCUGCUUGACGCAACUAGAGAAAGCCCGUGUGCAGCAACGAAGAUCCAGUGCAGCCAAAAAUAAAUAUAAAUAAAUAAUUAAUUUUAAAAAAAGCAGCCACUGUUAUUGAGUUAUUCUGUCUAAGGCAACAAAAAAGAAAUUUCUAUCCUUGAAAGUCCCUGCUAGACUCCAGAGGGCCAAGAAUUUCUUGAAAAAGAAGCCUCUAGGGAAAAUGCCCCAUUUCUAUCUUUCCUAUUUUGAGAAAAUUUUAUGGUCAUGCUCCUCUUCCUUUGUAUCCCUGAUAUGGCAGUUAUAUUUGUUUUUCCUUAGUUGAGAAGGCAGCAUUGUAUUUAAUUUAGCUUUGGUUUUUGUCUUCUGGCUAAAUUGUAGCUCUCUGGGGAAACUUAAAACUGGAAUAUGAAAUACACCUAACUAUAUCCCUUUCAUUGCAGCUGCAUUUCUGCAUGUUCCAACGGUAGUACAAUUGAUAAUUUGAGGAAUUUCUUCUAAUUAUAACCUCAAACUUCCUGGCUUUUCUGUGAGUGAUGGAUGCUUCUGAGGGUAAGGAGUAUUAAAAAUAUGAAUUCUGUAUCUGAGAGAAUUAACAGCUUCUUAUUCCAUGUUAUUCAAAAUGUGUCCCAUGUGUUGCUAUAGGUAGGAAACUCCUUUUGUGGUUUCAUUAUAGAAGCUUCAGUUGUGCUUAUAUGAGUUUUCAAAUACAGAUGUUCCAUUUUGGGAUGCAAGUGAAAACCAGAAAUUCCCAUUUAAAAUUACAGUCACAACCAAGUAGAGAUUUUAAAAUGAAAUAUCUUCUUCCUUAUCUUUAACUCUCACCUAUCUACAUCAUGUGUUACUUUACUUUAAAAUACAGUCGGUCCUCAUUAUUCACAGUUUCAUGUUUGUGAAUUCACCUACUCACUAAAAUUUAUUUGUAAAAUGCUCGUGAUGUUUUUGCUGUUACUAGCAGACAUGUGGCUGCACGCUCAGAGCAGCAAAAAAUGAGACCAGUGCACACAUUCCCAGCAGCAGUCAAAUCAAGUGACACUGCGUUUUGUUUCAGCUCUCAUGCUGUAAACAUGUGUCCUUCUUGUGGUCUAUUUAGUGCCAUGUUUUUCUCUUUUUUACACUUUUGUUGAUGAUUUCUCUGUUUCAGCUGGCCCCCAAGCACUGAGUACAAGGAGACUGUGAUGCCCUCACAGAGAAAAUGUGUGUUAGGUGAGCCUCUUCCCAGUGUGAGUUACGGUGCUACUGGCCGUGAGUUCAGUGUUAAUGAAUCAACAAUAUAUAUUACAUAAGGUGUCUUUAAACAGAAACACACGGAGGACGUGAUUAUGUCUUGAUCGGUUGAUGAAAUUGGUUGUUGUGACCAAAGGCUUGAAGGAACCUAACUCUGAAUUUCCUCUAAGAGUGAUGGGAGGCUUUAUAGAACAAAACUGCCGUGAAUGAUGAGAAUUGAAUGUAUUUCAGCCUAUGCCACACAGUUUUUAUAGUCAUAUGAUGGUUUAAAUCAGGCAUCCUGAAAUUGAGGACCUAUGGGCCACAAAUCUAGCUCACUGCCCUUUUUUGUACAGCCUGAAAGCCGAGAGUAGUUUUUACAUUCUUAAAUGAUUGAAAAAAAAUGAAAAGAUAGUAUUUCGUGACACAUAGAAAUUAUAUGAAGUUCACAUUUCAGUGUUUUACUGGAGCACAGCCAUGUUUGUUUAUGUAUUGUCUGCGGCUUUCAUGCUUCAACUGCAGAGCUGAGUGGUGUGACAGAGGUUUUAUGUCACAGUGCUUCAUACUCUGCUCAGCACACAUCUUAGUGAUACAGUUGUAACUCCACAGCAUUUCAUGUGUACUGCCCUACUGCAACACUUUAUUUUUUAUUUUUUUUAAAUUUAUUUAUUUAUGGCUGUGUUGGGUCUUCGUUUCUGUGCGAGGGCUUUCUCUAGUUGCGGCACGUGGGGGCCACUCUUCAUCGCGGUGCACGGGCCUCUCUUUGUCGCAGCCUCUCUCGUUGCGGAGCACAGGCUCCAGACGUGCAGGCUCAGUAGUUGUGGCUCACGGGCCUAGUUGCUCCGCGGCAUGUGGGAUCUUCCCAGACCAGGGCUUGAACCCGUGUCCCCUGCA
Balaenoptera acutorostrata (minke whale) is the source of this 6110-nucleotide messenger RNA. RefSeq names its product cytochrome c oxidase assembly protein COX18, mitochondrial. The transcript is spliced from 6 exons. Gene Ontology annotation, biological process: protein insertion into mitochondrial inner membrane from matrix; mitochondrial respiratory chain complex IV assembly. Gene Ontology annotation, molecular function: membrane insertase activity. Gene Ontology annotation, cellular component: mitochondrial inner membrane. Bases 115 to 1131 code for a protein of 338 amino acids. NCBI's taxonomy places the organism in Eukaryota, Metazoa, Chordata, Mammalia, Artiodactyla, Balaenopteridae. The record is from RefSeq and is a predicted model, not a curated record.